Molecule: messenger RNA, 918 nt
Organism: Zalophus californianus (California sea lion)
Lineage: Eukaryota; Metazoa; Chordata; Mammalia; Carnivora; Otariidae
Gene: UCN
Product: urocortin
Exons: 2
Coding region: 149-529 (126 amino acids)
Biological process (GO): negative regulation of feeding behavior
Cellular component (GO): extracellular region
Molecular function (GO): hormone activity
Source: RefSeq, a predicted model, not a curated record
CUGGAGCUAUAUAAGGCUGGCGGCGGUCCCGGGACAGACCCCGUGGUCCCCACGGCGCCCUCAGCCCGCCCGAGGGACAGAGACCGGACAGAGACUGGAGCCCCGUCCUGCGGCGUGCACACUCUCUGGCAACCUGGCCGGCGGCACCAUGAAGCAGGGGGGACACGCGGCGCUGCUGGUGGCGCUGCUGCUCCUGGCACAGCUGCGCCCGGGGAGCAGCCGGUGGAGCCCGGAGGCGGCGGCGGCCGGGGUCCGGGACCCGAGUCUGCGCUGGAGCCCCGGGGCGCGGAACCAGGACGGCGGGGCCCGCGCGCUGCUCUUGCUGCUGGCCGAGCGCUUCCCGCGCCGCGCGGGGCCCGACCGGUGGGAAUCCCGGACCGCGGGCGAGAGACCGAGGCGGGACGACCCUCCGCUGUCCAUUGAUCUCACCUUCCACCUGCUGCGGACCCUGCUGGAGCUGGCGCGGACACAGAGCCAGCGGGAGCGCGCCGAGCAGAACCGCAUCAUAUUCGAGUCUGUAGGCAAGUGAUCGGCGGGGUCUGCAGCCACGAGAACCUCGACCCCCGUCCCCCACCCCCGGGCCGGGACGUGCGCGACUGGAACUGACCCAGUCCCGCGGGCUAGAGCAGCCCAGGGAUGCCCGGAGCACUCUGUGCGUCACCAAUUUUUAAUAAAAGUGCUGAAGAGCCUUUGGCCUCGGUUGUGGGGCGCGGGGAAGCACAGCAGGGUGGGAGCCCGUGGAAAAGUGUGGCCUCCCAGGCCGGCGAGAGGGUACCGGAUGCUCCUCGAGGACUCCGGCAGAAGGGCUUUCAGCCGGGGGGGUCCUGUGCCAUCGAACCCCAGGAACUCAAAGUCCUGGUGCCACCGCCCCACCCCGGCCCUCUUCCCUUGGCACUGGGCUCGAGGAACCCGUGCUUG